Bicyclus anynana (squinting bush brown) is the source of this 3542-nucleotide messenger RNA. RefSeq names its product cerebellar degeneration-related protein 2 (gene centrocortin). Lineage: Eukaryota; Metazoa; Arthropoda; Insecta; Lepidoptera; Nymphalidae. The transcript has 6 exons. Bases 345 to 2693 code for a protein of 782 amino acids. The record is from RefSeq and is a predicted model, not a curated record.
CAGUGGUGCAUGGCGCCCCGGCGACGCCACUACGCCUGGCGGUAUCGACUGCGCCGCGCAGGCGUGCAAGAACAAAAACCCUGGAUCACGCAUGCGCCGCCCCUGUUCCGAUAUUUUGCCGAAGUCCGAGACUUGCGACACGCGGCUUUUCACGCUGUCGCAUAAUUGAUCCAGUCAAUACUGACAUUGAACGGCCGGUGCACGACUACUGUCGCGUUUGCGUUUAUUUAUAUUCAAAAACGAUAACGCAGCGUUAAGUUCCGAAAGAAUUCCGUGAUAUGGCUUUAUUUUGUGAUAGUGCGUGAACACUGAACAGUGUGUGUGAUGCUUGUGUGAAGUGAAACAUGGAUGUGGCGAAGGAAACUGGUUUCCACGACGAAUUCGGGGAAGAUGAUUUGAAUUCGCGACGCUGCAUGCUAGACGAUUUGCAGCUAGCGGCGGAAUUAGGGAAAACACUGUUGGAAAGAAAUAAGGAGCUCGAAACUGCGCUGCGUCAACACCAAAAUGUCAUCGAAGAUCAGACACAAGAGAUCGAAUAUCUAACAAAACAAACAGCGGCGUUGCGAGAAGUCAACGACUCAAGGCUGCGAAUCUACGAGCAACUCGAAGUGAGCAUCCAAGACUUGGAGCGCGCAAAUCACAGGCUAGCCGUAGACCAUGCUGCCGACAAGAAACACAUUAAGACUUUAUGCGGCACCAUCGAAACAUUGGAAAACAAAUGUGAAGAAUUUCAAAAGACUGUAGACGAUUUGAAUGCCCAGUUGGAGAUUGUCAGGCGGCGAGCUGAACGAAAACCUGCAAGUGAAAAGCCCAAAGAAAACGAUGUAAAAGCUGUGGAAGCUGCAGCGCUGAACACUAAGAACAUCAUCACUCCACAAAAGUCGAUAGCACCUCUUCCAGAACUGACUAAAGAGGAUGAGGACCUACUCAGACUAAGCGAUGAGUUGCGAGAGAACAAAGUAGCUUUUGCGCAAGAACAAAGAAGAGUUACAGAGCUCGAAGAACAACUGGCAUCAGUAAUACAAGAGAACAAUAGACUGCAAGACCAACUAAGAAAUUGGCAUCAAAGAGAUGAUGAACCAAAAUCGAUGCAUGAAGAACUAUCUAUCCUUGAAGAAGUCAGGCAAGGUCAACUUUGUAUCAGAUGUCUAAGAGGCGCCGAACGGGAUGAUAUGUCCUCGAUUCUCGACGGCGAGGACGACGACAGAAGUGCAAUCAGUUCUCUUAUCCUCACUCCUGGUCAACAAAGCCCCCGAGACGACCACGUCACUAGCAAACUUGUCAAAUUUGACAAUGCUAAGGAGAAGCUACUGCAGGGCAUUUGGGCCAACAAAGAAGACGGCCACGAUAACCCAUACAGAGAACUAGUGCAGAAGUAUGAAGCUUUGCUAGAAGUCCAACUUUCGCAAGGGAAGAAUAUCAGAAAGAAUAAUAAACCCAUCUGUUUGCCAAAUACACAAACUCAAUCAGGACCUAUAUCGCUACAAGACGAAUCACAAACAUCUGGCGAUUAUUGCCAAUUCAAUGUAAAAGACACAGAUGAAGAGAGUGGGCACGGUGAAGACGGCCAAAAAGAAAACAAUCAACAAAAGAAAGUAGAAACAACAUCUCGUAAAAAGAUUAUUCAAACACCUGACUUUUCUGAAGCUGAAACAUCAAGUUCGGGCUUUUCAGAUGAAACCAGCAAUAAAGCAACGCAAACAGAACGUGAGAGACCCGGCUCCUUCCUUUGCACAAUUGCAGACGGCGAAGACUAUCGUUUCAGCAUUUAUGACGACGUAAGUCCAAUGGAUAGUCGUUUCCGCAACAGACCAGAAUAUCGCGAACUAUUCAAGGAAAUAUUUACAAUAUUGAAGAAAGCCGCCGAGAACAAGGAUGACGGCGAACAGUUGCCCCUUCUUGACGAUACAACCACAGGAAAAGUACCACCUGUGACUCCCGCCACGGAGGAACCUCCUGGCAACUUCACUGAUGACACCCAGAGCGUACUGUCGUCUGUGAUGUCUGAACAGUCGAUUCCAGUAUCUGAAAUAACUACACCUGAAACAACCAUUACGAAAGAAAAGGAUCAACCAAUCCCCGAGUCCGUAAAUACCCCUGUGAAAAAUGAAACUAAGCAAAGAAAUAUUAAAAAUAACAAAGAGAAACCAGUGGUUGAUAGUACUUCCGUAAAGCCAAAAGAAACAGUAAAAGAAUCAGGGAAAGAGUCUGAAAAGGAAGAGGAAAAAGAGAAAGACCGAGUGUUGACACCAUUAGUGCGUCAACCACUGGAAUACAUCGCAGCUACUAGAAAGAAGUCCAGACAUCGCAACCGCAAACAUAGCCAAGAUCGUCAAGGAGCCGACUCCCCGGUAUUCCCAUCACCGCCAAAAAUUACCUACCAGAAAUCGUCGAGCAAAAAGAGGAGAGACUACAGACCAAUCGAGAUAAGUCCUCUUGUGAGAACAACUGAAGCUGAAUGGAACGGAUCCACACUUCAGUUUUACAAUAGGAGUAUGAAUUCCCCAACCCCCAGUGUCAGCGGCCGGACGGGAAAGAUCUAUCAAGGCUGGAAUUCAGAAACUGAUUCGUGGGAUAUAAAACAAAGCACUGCGUCACAGGAAAUACAUAAAUUAAGAAAAUUAGAACUCUCCUACGCCGAAGUGCUCAGAAACGCGGACAAAACUAAAAAUAGGCGCAAGAAACAUCAGUAAAAUUACUGAAUGUUUUAUUUAAGGACCCCUCUCGCAUGUUAGCGAGAGUUGUGUGAUCAACCGCCAUUUGUCUUUGCCAACUGGACAGAUUUAGUUUUAGAGAUUUUGUGAUCUGCUAGCGUUACUUAUAAUUUGUACCACAAACCAAUUUUGGUUGCCAUAUAUGUUCAUACAUAGAUCAUUUGUAUCGUAUAUUUAUCAAUAUAUAAAAAACAUUAUUCAUCAAAAAAUAGUCCCAUAUUGAAAUUAAUUUAUUAUUGUAUAUUUGAAUUAAAAAUAUUGUACCCUCCGAUGUAACAAAAUAGAAUAACGUAUGUACUUCUUAAAACAUAAUUAUGCAUUUAAUAAAGUCAUGAAAGUAUGUAUGUAUUACAGCUUAAUUUGAAAAUUAUUAUUAUAUCAACUUCGAUGCAUUUGAAAUUUUAUUAUUUGACAUUUUCAACAGAAUGAGUUGCUUACUUUAACUCUAUUCCGUUAAUAUUUCAAGUCACUAUUUUAAUUGUAGGUAUAUUAUGUAUUUGAAUAGUAGGGAAUUUCUAAUACACUUAAAGUGGGGUUGGAACGAUUUUUUAUGUAAUACAUUAAUUAAGAAGAUUAAAGACGAAAUUCUUUUCAUUGUUUAAAAAAAUGGUAUUGCAGCAAAAUAUCGUUAUUACCCCACGUUUAGCAAGGAAUCCCUAUUCAACCUAUUAUGAAUUUAUUUGUAAAUAUUCAUUUAAUUUAAUUUUAUACUUUAAUUUGCCAUGGUAUCUGCGAGUACUAAUUCUUUGUGGAAUUGUAUGCUGAAAAUUUUAUUUAAUGAGAAUGAUGAGGUUGAAGGUAUGAAAUAAAAAUUUGCAUUAAAUAUUA